Helianthus annuus (common sunflower) is the source of this 1769-nucleotide messenger RNA. Its product is annotated as protein JINGUBANG. Lineage: Eukaryota; Viridiplantae; Streptophyta; Magnoliopsida; Asterales; Asteraceae. The transcript has 2 exons. Bases 201 to 1565 code for a protein of 454 amino acids. The record is from RefSeq and is a predicted model, not a curated record. Gene Ontology annotation, molecular function: protein binding.
GGAGCUCCAAAAUUCCCUCUCACUUCACAAUAACGUUUCUCCCAUGUUACAUGUGGUAUCACAUCCAUGAUUCCCUCUAACUUACACAAUUUGUAUAUACAUCCAACACCCAACAAUUUCUCUCACUUUUCCCCCACCCUUCCAUUCUUAUUCGCUCUUCCAUUUUUCUCAUCAACGAGAAACUUGAAAUUCAAUUUUGAAUGCAGGAAGACGAACGAAGAUCCACAACAUUAAUGGGGGAUUCACCUUCUUUACCUCCAAAAGGCAGCAACAAUGGCAUGAAUAAAUCCGACCCGAACCUCGCGGCCAGUUUUCCAUCCUCUGAUGAAGAGUUUAACAACCGGUCGAGUAACGUCUCCGGCGAUGAUCUCAACCGUAUGAGCGGGGAGGCUUCACCGAUGGCAAUGUCGCCGUGGAACCAGGCUUCUCCAUUCCAACCUUCUCCAUGGUUCACCACCGGAAUCGACAACUCUAACAGUCAAAAGAAUGGAACACAAGUAAACCAAACUGAGGGACUCGUAGGAUCUCUCGUCCGUGAAGAAGGCCACAUAUACUCACUCGCCGCCACAGGCGACCUUCUCUACACCGGUUCGGACAGCAAAAACGUGCGGGUGUGGCGCAACUUGAAGGAGUUCACCGCAUUCAAAUCCAACAGCGGCUUAGUAAAAGCCAUAAUCUUAUCCGGUGACCGUAUAUUCACCGGACACCAAGACGGAAAAGUCCGGGUGUGGAAGAAAAACAAAAAAGACCCAAAAUACCACAAACGCGUCGGCACAUUCCCAACGUUAUUCGACAUCUUAAAAUCCUCAAUGCGCCCGAAAAACUACGUAGAAGUGAAGCGUAAAACAACCGCGCUUUGGAUCAAGCAUUGUGAUGCGAUUUCUUCGUUAAGUAUCGAUGAAGACGAAGGUCUUUUGUACUCGGGUUCAUGGGACAGAACAUUUAAGGUGUGGAAGACGUCGAACUCGAAGUGUUUAGAGUCCGUUAAGGCGCAUGAGGACGCGGUUAACUCGGUCGUGAGCACGAAAUCCGGGUUAGUGUUUACCGGAUCAGCGGACGGGUCUGUUAAGGUGUGGAAGCGUGAAGGGUCUGGGAAAUCGAUGAAACAUAAUCAUGUAGAGACGUUGUUGAACCAAGAAUGUGCGGUGACGGCUUUAGCAGUGUCGGAAACCGGGUUGUUUGUGUACUGCGGGUUGUCGGACGGGUUGGUUAAUUAUUGGGAAUGGGAGAAAGAGUUGGCUCAUGGUGGACUUCUUAAAGGGCAUAAGUUGGCGGUUUUGUGUUUAUCGUCUGCCGGAAGUUUAUUGUUUAGCGGUUCGGCUGAUAAAACGAUAUGUGUGUGGAAGAAGGAGGGGAACCAGCAUAACUGUUUGUCGGUUUUAACCGGGCAUACCGGGCCAGUGAAGUGUUUGGCGGUUGAACGGGAGGCGGAGAAGGGCUCCGGAGACGCGAAAUGGGUGGUUUAUAGUGGGAGUUUGGAUAAAUCGGUGAAAGUGUGGAAUGUCUCGGAGAAAAUGUCACCGGAGAUGAAGAUGGGUUCGUCGGAGAAUAUUGUGAGAUAUUGACCGUUGGAUUUGGUAGGGUUUUUGUGGAGCGUUAACUUGGAAGGAAGGGUUUUGAUUUGGACGGUUGAGAUUGGCUUAAGGGAGUGGGGGCUUGUCUCAAUAUUUGUAUAUAGUCAUAUAGAUGACUAGUAAAAUUAAUUUCUUAAAUGAGAUUAAUAUAUCAAAUUGGAUACAAAUAUAAAUCCAACUAUGACCCUUGAAUCA